UUGAUCACCGGACAGAAACUUGUGACGUCACUUCCUGACUCUGUUUCCCAUGAUGCUCCGCGCCGCCGCUGAGCCGCAGCAUCAGCUCUGCUGAGAGAAGCGGAGCUCCAAACACAGGAAGACCCGGAGGAGCCGAACCGGAACGGUAGGCGGACAGGACCUCCUCCUCCUGGACGCCCGGGGUCAGAGGUCACGGCUUCAUGUGGGCCCAUCGAAGAUGAAACAACAUGACUUUGGAGGGAGCGAGACGGGGUCCCUGCGGGCCGCCCUCCGCGCUCCGCCAGGGUCAGAGGUCAGCGAGCGCCAGGUGGUUCUGGGUUUGUGUGAAGACCGAUCAGCUGGUUGCCAUGAUGAAGAGCUGGAGAAGGGCGGAGCCAAAAAUCCUGAUAAAUAUGGUGACAGGUGCGAGCACCCGGUGGACAGUGCAGGUCUUCUGUCCUUCAUGACGUUUCAUUGGCUGACUCCUCUGGCGGUGAGCGCCCGCAGAAAAGGACAGCUCUUAUUGGAGGACAUCUGGCCCGUGGCACCACGGGAGCGUUGCCGUGACAACAGCAGGAGGUUGAAGACUCUGUGGGACGAGGAGCGCAGGUCGAAGGGCAGCGAGGCGUCUCUGUGCUCGGCUGUUUGGUUGUUCUGUCGGACCCGUCUCCUCCUCUCCAUCCUCUGUCUCACCGUCACCCAGCUCGCUGGCUUCAGUGGACCGGCCUUUGUGGUGAAGCGUCUCCUGGACUACACCCAGCAGGAGGACUCGGACCCGGUCUACGGGCUGCUGCUGGUUCUGGGGCUCCUCACCAUGGAGCUGAUGCGGUCCUGGUCUCUGGCUCUGACCUGGGCUCUGAACUACAGGACCGGGUGCAGACUGCGAGGAGCCAUCCUCAGCCUGGCCUUCGAGAAGAUCCUGCAGCUGCGCAGCGUCAAGGACAAGUCCGUGGGUCAGCUGGUCAACAUGUGCUCCAGCGACGGGCAGAGGAUGUUCGACGCUGCAGCAGUGGGCAGUCUGUUGGCAGGGGGCCCCCUGCUGGCCGUGCUGGGUGUGGCCUACAACCUGUACAUCCUGGGACCCACGUCCCUCCUGGGGUCUGCUGUCUUCAUCCUCUUCUACCCCACCAUGAUGUUCAGCUCCAGAAUGACGGCGUUCUUCAGGAGGAAAGUUGUAGGUGUCACCGACAGGCGUGUGCAGAAGAUGAACGAGAUCCUCAGCUACAUCAAGUUCAUCAAGAUGUAUGCUUGGGUCAAAGCCUUCUCUCAGGACGUUCAAAGRAUCCGUGGCGAGGAGCGGAGGUUACUGGAGCUCACAGGUUACUUCCAGAGCAUUACGGUGGGCGUGGCUCCAAUCGUGGUCGUCAUUGCUAGCGUGGCAACGUUCUCCACCCACAUGUUGCUGGGAUAUGACCUGACUGCAGCCCAGGCCUUCACUGUGGUGACAGUGUUCAACGCCAUGACCUUCGCCCUGAAAGUGACCCCAUUUUCUGUUAAGUCUCUGUCGGAAGGCUCCGUGGCUGUGGAGAGAUUUAAGAGUCUCUUCUUGUUGCCGGAGGUUGCCAGUCUCCGGGAGUCACCCAGCGACCCUCAGGUAGCCGUGGAGAUGCGAGGUGCAUCUCUGGGGUGGGAGGGGCUUGGACAGAGCACUCAGUCCAGUCCMUACAUCAGAGUAACCAGGAGACACMGACAGAGAGACAAGUGUAGGGACGCAGGUGUCCUUCAGGAUGAGGAGGAACAGGAAGAGGUGACUGGCUCUCUGCUGGGAGGAGCAGAGCAGGUCUUUAGUCCUGAGGAAGAAGAUGUGGAGGAGAAUAGCUGUCCCCCUCUCCUGGCUGUCCCUCCCGUCUCUCAGCAUCUUCAGAGCACCUUGCACUGCAUCGACCUGAGCGUCCAACAGGGGAAGCUGCUGGGUGUGUGUGGGAGUGUCGGAAGUGGAAAAACCUCCCUAAUCUCAGCCAUUCUGGGACAGAUGACGGUGCUGGARGGUACCGUGGCCGUCAGAGGAAGGAUGGCCUACGUGGCUCAGCAGGCAUGGAUCCUGAAUGCAACACUGAGAGACAACAUCCUGUUUGGACAGGAGUACCAGGAGGACAGGUUUCAGUCAGUCCUCAGCGCUUGCUGUCUUCGACCGGACCUGAACCUGCUGCCCAACGCUGACCUCACAGAGAUUGGGGAGCGCGGCGCCAAUCUUAGCGGCGGGCAGCGGCAGCGGAUCAGCCUAGCCCGAGCCCUCUACAGCGACCGGGACGUCUACAUCCUGGACGACCCUCUGAGCGCUCUUGACCCCCGCGUGGCCAACCACAUYUUUCGCAAUGCCAUCAAGAAGCAGCUUUGCAACAAGACCAUCAUCUUCGUCACCCACCAGCUGCAGUACUUGGUGGACUGUGAUGACGUCAUCCUGAUGAAGGAAGGGAGCAUCGUGGAGCAGGGUAACCACGACAGCCUGAUGAAGCUGAAUGGAGACUACGCAGCAAUGUUCAACCACUUCCAGCUGGGAGACUCGCCGUACAUCGAGGUUCCCAGCAGGAAGAACGGCGGUUCUCAGCGAAAACCAGCGGACGCUAAACCAGGAUCCGUGAAGAAGACCACGCCRGUCAUCAAAGACAACGGGGAGGAGCAGCAAUAUGGGGGCGUGGCUUGGCCCGUGUUUCGUGUUUACAUGAAGUCGUGCGGAGGCUCCACCCCCUGCCUGCUUAUCCUGGUGCUGUUUGUUCUGAACGUGGGGAGUUCCGCUUUCUGCCACUGGUGGCUCAGCUACUGGAUCAACCAGGGCAGCGGGAACACCACAGUAAACAUGGGCAACAGCUCGGCCGUGAGCAUCAGCAUGAAGGACAAUCCCAGGAUGCAACAGUACGCCGCCGUCUAUGCCUCCUCCAUGGGCGUCAUGCUGCUCUUCAAACUCCUCAGAGGAAUAGCCUUCGUUAAGGGAACUCUGCGUGCUUCCUCUAAGCUCCAUGACCAACUCUUCCAUAAGAUCAUCCGUUGCCCCAUGAAGUUCUUUGAUACGACCCCAACUGGACGCAUCCUGAACCGUUUCUCCAAGGACAUGGAUGAAGUCGACACCCGUCUGCCCUUCCAGGCAGAGAUGCUCAUCCAGAACGUGAUCCUGGUCUUCUUCUGCCUCGGAGUCAUCAGCUGGGUUUUCCCGUGGUUCCUGGUCGCUGUGGGUCCUCUGGUUCUACUCUUCUCUGUGCUGCACAGCAUCUCAAAGGUCCUCAUUCGAGAGCUGAAGCGUUUGGACAACAUGACCAUGUCCCCCUUCAUGUCCCACAUCACCUCCAGCAUCCAGGGCCUGACUACACUGCAGGCUUACGACAGGGGUCAGGACUUCCUGCACAGAUACCAGUUUUUGCUGGAUCAGAACCAGGCUCCAUUCUACCUGUUCAGCUGUGCGAUGCGUUGGCUGGCGGUGCGUCUAGACGUCAUCAGCGUGGCUCUGAUCAGCACCACGGCCCUCAUGAUGGUCCUGAUGCAUGGGAAGAUCCCCCCUGCCUAUGCUGGGCUCGCCAUCUCCUACGCCGUGCAGCUCACAGGUCUGUUCCAGUUCACGGUCCGUCUGGCCUCUGAGACCGAAGCCCGCUUCACCUCUGUGGAGAGAAUCCACCACUACAUCCAGUCUCUGUCACAGGAGGCCCCGGCCCGGGUCAGAGGUCGCUCCCCGCCUCCUGACUGGCCCCAGCAGGGGCAGCUGGUGUUCAGGGAUGUGGAGAUGAGGUACCAGGAGAACCUCCCUCUGGUUCUGAACAAAAUUUCCUGUACCAUCCGGUCGAAGGAGAAGGUCGGCAUCGUGGGUAGAACCGGGUCAGGGAAGUCCUCUCUGGGCGUGGUCUUGUUCCGGCUGGUUGAGCGCUGCGGAGGCUCUAUCCUGAUCGACGACAUUGACACCAGCGACAUCGGAUUGGCCGACCUGCGUAGCAAGCUGUCCAUCAUCCCGCAGGACCCAGUGCUUUUCAACGGGACAAUCAGGUCCAAUCUGGACCCUCUCAACCAGUACAGUGAAGAGAAGAUCUGGGAUGCUCUGGAGAGGAGCCACAUGAAGGACAGUGUGUCCCAGAUGCCUCAGAGGUUGGAGUCGGAGGUGAUGGAAAAUGGGGAGAACUUUUCAGUGGGAGAAAGGCAGCUUCUGUGUGUGGCCAGAGCUCUGCUGAGACAAUGCAAGGUGCUAGUUUUGGAUGAGGCUACAGCAGCAAUGGAUGCAGAAACAGAUGCUCUGAUCCAGGAGACCAUCAGGACAUCGUUUCAGGACUGCACCACUCUGACCGUCACUCAUCGUCUCCACACUGUCCUAUCCUCUGACCGUAUCAUGGUGCUGAACCAAGGACAGGUGGUGGAGUUUGAUGAGCCAUCCAGGCUGCUGGCCAAUGAAAACUCUCGGUUGUAUUCGAUGCUGGCGGCUGCAGAGAGUAAGAUCUCAGUGCGAGGAUGAGGAUGAAGAUGAAAACUAUGUUGAAGCUGCAGGAGAUGCAGCAAACCAGUAGACGCUCAGAGUCAAAUCUCUGACAACAUCUUGUUGCUUUUUGGCGACAUUUCUCUCUGUUCAAGUGUUUAUGAGAGCUGGUUUGUAAACAGCUGAUUUGUAUUUUUACUGUUUUAUUUUUACUUCCUGAACUGGUUCUGAGGACUCGAUGACCUGGCACCACAUGAUCCGAUGCCCACAAAAAUGAGAGGUGAAGGAUGAAACCUGUGGUUUCCUCUUUGUAAAAAAGUAACAACAGAUGAUCUGAAAGUUUUGAUUUGAUUGAGUUUCUCAUAUUUAUUGUUGUUUACAUAACAACCGUAUGGUUUCAUUUUGUGUUAGUUUGAUAAAAAAUAAGACUCAGCUCCUUGGCCUCCGACAGAAACGUAUCCAGUCACCUGUUUCCUGAAACAUAAUGCUUUUUUUCUUCUUUAUGUGCAUCAAAUAUACAUGUCUGGUUAUGUUUUAUUAUAGAAUGUGAAUAAGACAUUUCUAAAGCUUCUUAGUUUAUAAGAAGUGGAUCUUUUCUGCCUUCAUUUGGACUUCCUUGCCUUUCAGGGGUGUAAAAGUGAGUGCUACCCUCUAGAGGACAAACAGGGUAACUGCACAGGUUCUGACUGAAACUGGCUGUAAAUCCGAUUAAUAUGUGUUUAAUAGAUUUAAGAGGCUGCAGGACUGAUGUGAUGUUUUGUUUUUAAUGUAAUGUAUGAUCAGUGAUAAUCAAACUGUAGUAGCUGCGUUGUGCAGCGGGCAGCAGAGCCUCCAUGUGAAUGUUGUUUACUGUUUGUUUGUUGUGAGAACGCAUGAGCUGCUAUUUGUAAUUUGCACUUUAUGACCAACAGAUGCGUCACUGAGCUCAGACGUACAUUUUUUGAAAAUUUGUGAUUUUUCUUCUUUGUAAAUUUUAGAUUUUGUGAUAAAAGCCUCGUAGAAAUGAAA
Austrofundulus limnaeus is the source of this 5377-nucleotide messenger RNA. It is a transcript of the gene abcc5, whose product is annotated as ATP-binding cassette, sub-family C (CFTR/MRP), member 5. The coding region runs from base 218 to 4408 and encodes 1396 amino acids. Gene Ontology annotation, molecular function: ATP binding; ATP hydrolysis activity; ABC-type transporter activity. Gene Ontology annotation, cellular component: membrane. Lineage: Eukaryota; Metazoa; Chordata; Actinopteri; Cyprinodontiformes; Rivulidae. The transcript is spliced from 30 exons. Gene Ontology annotation, biological process: transmembrane transport. The record is from RefSeq and is a predicted model, not a curated record.